Messenger RNA from Plasmodium coatneyi, 928 nucleotides. RefSeq lists its product as uncharacterized. The transcript is spliced from 4 exons. Gene Ontology annotation, biological process: vacuolar protein processing. Lineage: Eukaryota; Apicomplexa; Aconoidasida; Haemosporida; Plasmodiidae. The coding region runs from base 320 to 775 and encodes 151 amino acids. The record is from RefSeq and is a predicted model, not a curated record. Gene Ontology annotation, cellular component: intracellular membrane-bounded organelle.
GGUGCACGAAUAUGUAUGAACAUUCGUUGAUAUGCCCACGCAUUUUCCAUAAUUUCAUUUUGCCAUUUUUUUUUAACGAACAUUUGAAUGAACAGGAGUUAUGCGCAUUAUUAAUGUCCCCCCUAUCUCAUCAUUUUGCGAGUUAUAGCAAAAAGCUUAAAAAGGAAUAAGGCAUACUAAAUUGAAAAGGAGCGUGGUUAGAAGUUCAGCGCAGAACAGGGUUGAGCGAAGAAGAAAGAGUGGAGAAUAAGAGAAAUAGAGACGCAUACAAGCAUAGAAGUGUACCAAAGGAAAGCCCCAAAAAAAGCGAAGAGAAAGAAUGGCAGGACAAUCUGAGAAAAAGCGACUAAAAAAAGCGAGCGCAUUCAUCGUAUAUGCCUCCCCCUUUUUUACUAUUUUUUCGUUGAUUUAUAUUAUAUUCGCCUAUUAUUUCAGAUAUAACUUAAUUACAAGAAAUAUUUUCCUUUUGCACUGCCUGCUUUUUUUUUGCUACUACUAUUCAAUAAAGAAUAUACACUAUGGGUUGACCAACGGAUUAAAUUUUACGUACUACACAGACGUUCUGAUUUUGUCCUUCGUGAUCAACUUGGGCCUGUUUUACUCAUUUAAAUUUUUUUACAUCUAUAUCGUUAUACCCAUAUAUGCAAUAUUCAAAGUGCUUAAUUUUAUUUUCACGAAUUUUUUGAGUUCACCGUUGGGCGCUGUCGAUUCAUCAGGGAAGGAAGAUAAAGCGGAGAAAAAAAAAAACAAAAUUGUGUAUAAGAAGGUUUAUUAAAAAUGAAAUAUGUUUCCUUUACGUAUGGCUCAUUAGUUAAUAUUCGACCAAUUUAAGUAACACAUCAUAGCUUACGUGUGCUUACGCAUGUACAUAUAUGUCUUAUUUUCUUUUUGUUUUUUCCCAAGCCAAGUUUAUUAGAUUUAAUUUGCA